Molecule: messenger RNA, 4014 nt
Organism: Cuculus canorus (common cuckoo)
Lineage: Eukaryota; Metazoa; Chordata; Aves; Cuculiformes; Cuculidae
Product: 16 kDa beta-galactoside-binding lectin
Exons: 6
Coding region: 138-551 (137 amino acids)
Molecular function (GO): laminin binding; carbohydrate binding
Source: RefSeq, a predicted model, not a curated record
AAACAACUGCUAUUGAUCCCCUCCUUUACCCCCCCUCCAUCAUGUGAUGGUCCUGCCCAAGUGAUUUAAGCUGCGGGAGCGCAGAGCUGCGUCACGUUGAGCUGUGGAGCAGGGGUGUCCUGGCUGGUGUCUGCAGCAUGGAGCAAGGACUGGUUGUCACUCAGCUGGACAUUCAGCCUGGUGAGUGCAUCAAGGUCAAAGGGAAGAUCACGUCUGAUGCCAAAGGGUUUGCUGUGAACGUUGGGAAGGACAGCAGCAACCUCAUGCUACAUUUCAAUCCUCGCUUCGACUGCCACGGGGAUGUCAACACCAUCGUGUGCAAUUCAAAGGAGGAUGGCACGUGGGGAGAGGAGGACAGGAAGGCUGACUUUCCCUUCCAGCAUGGUGACAAGAUAGAGAUUUGCAUCUCCUUCAAUGAAAUGGAGGCGACGGUGAAGGUGCCUGAUGCGGAGUUCCAGUUCCCUAAUCGACUGAGCAUGGAGAAAAUUGAAUACCUGGCUGUGGAGGGGGACUUUAAAGUCAAAGCCAUUAAGUUCAGCGACAAGCUAUAGCUUGGUUUGUUUAGUUUGUCCCACCCCCCCGCAUAGUAAAAUAAACCCAAAUUCGCACUGGCUGCUUCAGCUGCUUUUUUUUCUGCUCUAAUCUGCUUGCUCCUGUGUACGCUGUAGGGGUAAACAGCGGGAGGGUGUAUGUGUCCAUCUAUGUGCCUACUUAGACUGUGGCCUUCCGGCUGGUACUGAGUUAGAUUGCAUGCCAGACCAAGCAUGACUGACUGACCAAAGCUACCUUAGCAGUAGUUGCUCCCUUCACUGUUUUUGUGGCCAUGAGCGACCCCUCGCUGUUUAGUUUCCAAGCUCUGGGAUGAGUCCCAGCCAGGGAAGCACAAACAAGUGUAUGUUGGGCAUGCGUUGUGCCACCUCUGACCAAGAAGUGGUGCUCCCAUCCCCUUGCUGGCAUGGGGGUGACAGGGAACAGGGUGUGCUCUUGCAAAUAGCUUUGCUUUCCAAGGACAUGCUUGGCAGAUGGAAGCAUUGUGAGUGCUAGAGAGUAGAGAAGAGCAGCCAAGACAGGCCAAAUGCACUCGCUGGGGAAAAGACAUGGAGUGUAAGGUAAACCCUAACAGCAGGCUUAGGAAUGAGGUCUUUAGAAUCCAGGCUAUCUUUGCUGCUUCGUGAGCUGUGGUCUUUAUGUUGUAAGAGACCCAGUAUUGUGUUGUACCAUGAAGUCAGUGGCUCAGCAACACUGCGGGUAUGGGUGACAAGCCAUGUAGCAGCCUGUAGGCCAGUGCCUGUAACACUUGGCUGCUAAGCUCCGGGGGCAGCCCAAGGGCAGUAUCAAACAGGGCUACUAGAAGUAUUAAAUCCUGAGUGCGCCAAGCACAACUAGUUACAGUUAGGCAGACCAAGAAGAAAAGAAAAUGCUUGGUGAACAGUCUGUUCUGCUUACAACCUCUCUGCUGCUGCAUGCCUUUGGAGUGUGUCUGCCGCUGCUCUUCCUCCACUGCCUGCUAGCCGUGCCUACCCAAGAUGGAGCUUGAGAUGGGACUGCUGCAACGUUUAAGGAUCUGAUGAAAGGUAAAACAAUCCCAUCUGUUGGGACGAGGUGGGAGCCUGGGCAUGCUGCCCAGGUUUAGGGGCUGGCUCUGUGACUACUGAAGCUACAGCAGUGCUGCCCCAGUGCAGCUCAGCUGGCAACAGACUGUGCUGGUGAGGUCUUGUGCAGCCAAAUGCUGCUGAAGUGGUGGAAUUUGACUCUUGUUGGCUAAUCUCUUUCAGCACGGCUGUUCCUAGUCCAGGGCUGCAUUUGCUCUUCCUUUGAACAGCUGAACAGUUGGGUCAGCUGCUUGGGUAGGGACAAUACCACUCUGCGGAGUAUUUAGGCCCUUUGAAGGUUUUUUAUGGGGUGCCUAACAGGCUGCAAGCCUGUUGCCUUUACGUAAACACAGUGGCUGCAUGGCAGUAAUGCUGUCUGGAUCUAUACUGCAGCAGCUGCCCCAGAGCGAUGAGGGGAUUUGCUUUGGAGCAUGGUACCUCCUGUUCCACUGAUGUCCUUUUCUUCGCUGUGUGAUAAGCCUUGUUAUGGAGGCCUUCUUACAUCUCUGCUGGGAGGGCAUGAGUUGUAGCUGUGUCUUGCCAGUCACUUUGUGGGUACAGGCAUGGUGACAGUGGGUAGACUGGGCUCUUUGUCUCUUCUCUGGAGCUGAUGCAGUUGAUAGCAGGGGACUUGGCUUUCUGGGCCCCUGUCCCUCUGGGAAGCAACGAAGGGCUCUGCUGUGGUGUCCAGGUUCAGCAGAAGCUUCUACUCUGCACUUGCUGGAAGAGUGGGAAAGGGGUUGCUGUAACCCAUCUCCUGCUUGGGAGGAAGACAGAGAUGGUAGGGAGCCCGACCAUGCUGCAGGACUCUCUCACUUGGCACUGAAUGGAGCAUGAAGAACGGUGUUUGUAAUUCCUGUCCUGCAUAUGCUGUGUUAUUUACAGGAUAGGUUGUGUUUAUGAGGCAAAAGGUGAGAGAAGGCUUGCUGAUAUCAGGUAAGUCUUGAGAUGGUUUUGGAAGGCUUUUUGUACUUGGGAUAGGGGAGAAGAAGAUGGCUUUUGUCUUGUUUCCCCUUCUAUCUCUGUUAUUAUCUGACUGCAAGUAACCUAAAUGAGGUGUACUAGCUUUUAAAGUUCAAGGCCCUUACGCUGCAGAGGCCCAGGGGAACUUGCAGCAGGCCCGUUUGCUGUCCCUGUUCCUGGCUGCCCUGAUUAGAUGAGGUGUCUGUCUUUCACCACUGACUAGUAAAGCUGAUCUUAUUUUUGCCUGUUCUGCUGGCAGUCCUGAUUUCUAGGUAGGUUAGCCGCAACUGUUCCUGACCACUGUGCUCAGAGUACCAACAGUGCAUUUAUGGGGGCUGAGCACCUCCCUCUUGCACUUUCCACAACAGUAAAUUAGGCUUAUCCUGCUUUCUCAUGCUGGCAGCUACCACUAAGGAGACCACAAAGCAGGAGAAAGGGUAGGAAGGAAGUUAUGCUUUUGCCAGUACUUCCUGCAUCUUGAGUUUUGUUCUCCCAUGUCCCAGAGCUUACUGAAAUACUCCUGUUCCCUUAAGUGAUGCUGGUAAACAGGCAGAGUGCCUUGCCUGGUGCCUAGAAUGGGAUAAGGCUUCUCUUCUGGGUAGAGUGGUCAAGAAAGCAAGAACGCUCUGCCCAGCUGCAGACAGAAGCUCACAGUGAGUGUAAAGUCUCUGCCAGGCAUGCUCUCCUGGAAGGCAGUGAACUCGGCUUGGCAGUAUCUCUGGGAGGACCCUGUGCCCUGUUUGCUUUGUAGAGAAGCAAAAAGCACCACAAUGUAGCCUGAUGGUGUGGGUUUCCCACUUUAAACCCUGCCUUGUGUGUAGUCAGUCCUGCAGUUCAGCAACACAUCCCAACAGGAGCCUACUGGGAGAACCCGCCCCUUGGUUAUCUGAACACUGAGACUGAGGGGGUCGUGGGUAGGGAAAACCACUGAUGCCCGCAAAGAGGGAUGCGUUUGCUGAAUCCUGCAAGUUUGCUAAUCUGUACUCAGCCUCCAUCCCUGGCUGUUCACCAGGAACCAAAGCUGUAUCACUUUACUUCCUUACAGCACUGUGGUGAGAGAAAAUGGGACCUUGAAAACCCUGCAGAACAGCUGUGAGGCUUUGUGCUACAACAUGGAAAUUUAGAUUGGAUAUUGGGAAAAGUUCUUCAGCUUUGUCAAGCAAUGGAACAGGCCACACAGGGGAGCAACAGAAUCACCAUCCUUGGAGAAAUAGGCCACCCGAGUGACUCUGCAGCUCCGCAAGCAGGCGUGUGACACUGUUCAGCAACUGUCUUUGGAGGCUGUGAUGGACACUGUGCACCCAGAAGCUGCACAUGGUGAUUUUUCCUCAAGCCAGUGAAGUGAGACUGCGCGCUUCACCCUGUGCUGGGCAUUAAUUGCAGGCACUGAAUGAGCCAGGUCACUGUCACCAGAUCCUGUGACAGCCUUUGGAGAAGAUGCUUGACUCAGGUAAGCCCC